Harpegnathos saltator (Jerdon's jumping ant) is the source of this 1567-nucleotide messenger RNA. RefSeq lists its product as uncharacterized. The transcript is spliced from 3 exons. The record is from RefSeq and is a predicted model, not a curated record. Bases 21 to 1247 code for a protein of 408 amino acids. NCBI's taxonomy places the organism in Eukaryota, Metazoa, Arthropoda, Insecta, Hymenoptera, Formicidae.
UUUAAAAAUUGCAAAUAAAAAUGUUAACCGUUGAGAUAAAAGCAAAAAUUCAGAAUUAUAAGGAUUUAAUAACGAAACUUUAUACGUUGUUAUUUUCUACGUAUCCAAUUAAAACAACGGAUCAUUAUUAUAAUACAAUGAAUGGAAAUUUGAUGUUACGGAUAUUUGAAGAACAUGGAUAUGCAUCGUUAAUCUCUUAUAUACGAUUUAAUGAAGACGGUGUGCAAAUAUGUAAAUCCUAUGGUUCGCUUCUAUGUCAUAAAAUUCCAAUGCUUUCAACUAUAUUGGAAGGAACAAACGGUAUUAGAGGCUCUAUGAAAAAACACAGACAAGCAUAUUACACUAAGGAUGCUCUAAUAAAUAUUGACUUUUACGAAUUAUUGGGUGAAUUUAUAGAGAUAAAAGUAAUAGAUAAAGAUAUGGAAACCUCAAAAAAAAUAAUUAAUGACUUAAUGCAAGCACUCGGUAUAACAAGUGAUGAUCUAGAAACUAAAUCCUAUAUAGAUUUAUUAGUUGAAAAGUUACCUCCGUUGGAAACGUCUGAAGUAUUUAGAAAACCUAAAAUAUCUAAAACGCUUGAAUCGAUUGCAACAUCUGAAAUGUUUCAAUUGCCUGCAACAUCUGAAAAGCCUGAAGAAUUUCAACUACUAAAACAUAUAUUUAAAAGGUGUGGAGUGUCUAUAACUAAAAAGUCUGAAACGCCUAUAACAUUUACAACGUCUGAAACAUCUGAAAUGUUACCUCCAUUGGAAACGUCUGAAGUAUUUCGAAAGCCUGAAACAUCUAAAACGCUUGGAUCGAUUGCAACAUUUGAAACGCUUCAGUUGCCUACAACAUCUGAAAAGUCUGAAGUAUUUCAAUUACUAAAACGUAUAUCUGAAAAGUGUGAAGUGUAUGUAAUAUCUAAAAAGUCUGAAAUGCCUAUAACAUUUACAGUGCCUGAAACAUCUGAAACGUUACUUCCAUUGAAAACGUCUAAAGUAUUUGGAAAGCCUGAAAUAUCUAAAACACUUGGAUCGAUUGCAACAUCUGAAACGCUUCAAUUGCCUGCAACAUCUGAAAAUUCUAAAAUAAUUCAACUACUAAAACGUAUAUCUGAAAGAUGUGAAGCGUCUGUAACAUGUAAAAAGUCUGAAACGCCUAUAGUCAUAAAUAUAUUUACGUCUGAAACAUCUGAAACAUCAGCUGAAAUAGCUGAAACAGCUGGAAUAUGUGAAACGGACAAAAAACGCUUGGAACAUCUAUAAAAUUUGAAUCUCCUAAAAACGUAUAACCUUUUUCUUUAUGUAAAUAUUGUUGAUUAAAUUUGUCUUUGGAGAUUUCUGGAUUUUAAACUGAUAACAUACCGUGCUAUUAUUUUUAAUGGAGAUUCAAAUAUUCAUAUUAUAAAAAUUAAAAAAGAAAUAUAUAUAUAUGUAUAUACACACAUGUACUCAUAUGCUCUAUGCAAUUAUACUUUUCUGUACAGAUUUAUAUAUAUAUAUAUAUACAUAUAUAGCUAGAUAAUCUUAUAGAUAAUACAAUAUUAUACUCACGCGCACAUAUAUAUUGCUACUUGAAAAUAUUA